AUGGUUCGUGGUCGAUCCGCGCGGGCUGACGACGCUCCGUCAUGGUUUGAUGAGGGACAAAUGGAGAUGUCAAUUUUCUACUUGAAGCCGGACAUCCUGCAAUCUCUCCAUGCAAGAUUUGACCCGCCCCAACCUCCAUGUCGGGUUGCCGUCUUCGUCAUUGAUAGACAUUUCCCCUCCCCCACCAACGGCGUGGCUGGAGCCGGCACUGAGACACAGGGACAACACAACAGGAACUGGGGGACUCGGCAAUUUACAGUGAUCAACAACGCACCGGGCCCGCCUGAGGGUCACCGCAUGAUAUUUAGCGCAAUUGCCCCGGUCAGGAUCCUUUCACGAAGCGCAUCCAUCGCGCGAGAGAAAAGGGGUAAAGGGGAGAGCCGCGUCGGCGUGAUGUAUCGACAUCCCGGAUAUAUAUCCAUGCCACACCAGAUACACUAUCGCCGGAUUCGAAUCCCCGCUGGCGAUUGGAGUUAUAUUCAACCCGAAUCGGAGCUCCGUCUGGCGGAGCUACUUACUGGACAGAUAUGGAAUGGGCUCACAACCACCAAUGGAACAAUCUGCAAACCUUCCAUCGAAUCCACCGGUGGGUCUGGCGCGCUGACUCAGGUGGAUCGGACGCUCGUGCCGUGUCACCGGUCGUUUCAGGCUCGAUGCUCCGACCCCGAAGACAAACAGACAGGAUUGGCUUCGAACGGCAAGGUGGCCUUUGCACGCCUGAGGUCAUUCCGGGGGCCGUUGAGCCCCCGUAGCGUUGCCGUGGCACUAGGAAAGGUGCUGAAUGCGAAUCAAUGA
Messenger RNA from Penicillium argentinense, 795 nucleotides. RefSeq lists its product as uncharacterized. NCBI's taxonomy places the organism in Eukaryota, Fungi, Ascomycota, Eurotiomycetes, Eurotiales, Aspergillaceae. The transcript is spliced from 2 exons. The coding region runs from base 1 to 795 and encodes 264 amino acids. The record is from RefSeq and is a predicted model, not a curated record.